AUGGCGGUGUGGGACUCGCAGUUCCAGCGCGUGAGCACAUGUGACGGUGGAGGCGGUGCGCCUACUGCGCUUGACAUUGCGCGCGUGGCGGCCGCUGGACAGCAGAGGUUCGGCCGCGGCUGCGUGCUCGUGCAGGUUCACGAUGAUGAUAGUUGGGGGAUUAUGGAGGAUUCGGAGAAUACGGGAGAUUUGGCAGGCGUUUUGAAAGCAACUGAAGCUCCAACAGUAGGGGAAAGCACUGCAGCAGAAUCAGCUGGAACAACAGCAGGAGACUCAGGGAGCGCAGGAGCGGCAGGAGAAGUGGAAAAGGUGGGGGUGGAGGUACCUGUGGUGUCACAAGGUGACCUGACGGGUUUGGUCCGGUGUGCAGGUGAUUCCAGUCGGCUGCUGCAACUCACUGCUCCAACCAACCGUGCCUCCAGCAGCAGCAGCAGCAGCGGGGGCGGCGGCAGUGGCGGCGCUGAUUUCGGAUCAACACAUGAAGAAGGUGUCUUCGAUGCAGAGCUGGUGGAGGGAGGGAGAAAGGCAGAAGAGAUUGGCGGAAACAACACUGGGAAAAAUGCUCUGCAAGUCGCAGAUGCGAUGUCAGAAGGAAUGCCCGAGUGGGGUGGUGAGGCUCCGUAUGAUGAGCACCGGGGGGAGUUUGUCCUCGUGCUGUGGCUGCAUAUGGACGGGCAGGCUGUUGCUGGGGCUGACGUGGUCCGGGCUUGUUCUGUGGGUAAUCCCGAGGGUCUGUGCUCGCUGGUGGAGUUUGCUGGUGUGGGAUUGGGUGGAGAUGAGGUGAAGUUGUUAGUGCGUGAUAUGGAGGGUGUUGAGGAGGAGGAGGAGGCAGAGCUGGAAAUAGUGUAG
This is a messenger RNA of Closterium sp. Naga37s-1, 849 nucleotides long. Lineage: Eukaryota; Viridiplantae; Streptophyta; Zygnematophyceae; Desmidiales; Closteriaceae. The record is from the annotation of a GenBank genome assembly.